ACUGGCCCUGCCUGAUCGGUAAAAAAUAGCGCUGAAACAACAAUUGGGCAUCUCGAGCGACCGUCAGGAGCAGACGAAUUUUUCUACAGGGUCCAAAGGAAAUAAACAGAUUUCCCAAUUCGUAUAAUUACGGCGGAUUCUGGACGAUUUUCAGUGUUUGACUACGUAACUUUUGGUUGGUGGCUUGAACUCAAGUAUCAGGGCCGACCACCGCCAACCAAUGGUAUAGUGUGUCCUCGCGAGAGCCGUCCGCCCGUCGACCGAAAGUGUCCGCAAGAGCCAAGCUAAAUAAAUGGAGAGCGAGAAGAUAUUGAUGGCUGCUGGUGUGACGGUAGCUGCCGUCGUAGGAGCCUUUGUACUCUGGGGACCAUCAGGUGCCCGGUUGCGUCAGCGUCGUGGCCAGAUCGCAGGGCUCCACAACUUCGGACGGACAUGCUUCCUCAAUACGCUUCUCCAGGCUCUAGCCGCGUGCCCGCAGUUCAUAGCCUGGCUGCAGCUCUAUAAUGGAGCAUCGCCGGAUCGGAAAAGCUUGAUCAGUUCCAUGCUGAACACCCUGGAGGUAAUUAAUGGUACUCAUACUACACUGCGUGGCGACCCGCACUCACCCGGCGCCGUUCUGCGGGCCCUUAACACCUUGGGCUGGGUCAUUCCACAAGAGGAGCAUGAUGCCCAUGAGUUGUUCCAUGUACUGCUGUCUUCGUUGGAGGAGGAGGCCAUUCGCCCACAGCCAUUGGGAUGUCUAUCUGAUGCGCUGCCCGGUCCCCCGGGCCAUGAUGACGAUAGCAGCAGCAGCAUUGGAAUCGAAACACCGGCUGGCGGCGGCUUCAGGCCGCUGAACUCUGUGGCCGUGGGCGUCGGUGCGAGCCAGCGGAUGGGGGAUCAACCGAAUCGCCCGUCCAGCGCUAUGCUCACUGAUUUUCUCAACAUGGACUACGACGAGUCGACCAAUCUGACGCGCCUGGUGCGCUCCGAGGCCCACACCCCCGACUCGCCGGCGUCGGUUUGCGAGCGCGAGGGAAACGAUCGAAUCGGAUCCCUGCUAGAUGCGAUCUCGCCUGGCACAUCGUUGAUGGGACAGCAGCCGUUCGGAUUUCCCCUCUGUAGCGAGGCCCUGGCUAUUGAUUCUCUGACCACGCCUACUGUGGGAGGUGGGGAGCGUUUGUCGCGCCCUCGCCAGCCACAGUCGCAGGAGGUGGGUGAGGGCCUCAAUAGGCGGGUGUCGGCAUCCUGCCGGUCGCUAGAGCGUCUGCAUCGUGGGCCCGGACGAGUAUCAAUCUGGUCCAACAUGAUGCCCAGCCAGGUGGCCCAUCCCUUCCAGGGAGCAAUGGGCGCCCAGCUUGUAUGCAACGGCUGCGGCUCCAAGUCCUCGGUGCGCUACGAUAAAUUUGAUAGCAUCAUCCUGAACUUGCCGACUCAGCGUCGCACCGGGUUGAGCUUGGGCCACCUUCUCAGCGAAUACAUUACGUCGGAGGACCUGAGCGACGUCAAGUGUGACUCGUGCAACGAGACCACCACACACACAAAGUCUGUAACGUUUGCCAAGCUUCCUGGCUGCCUGUGCAUCCAUAUAGCCCGAACCGUUUGGCUGCCCACGGGACAGGUGUGCAAGCGACGAGACUAUGUCCACUUUCCCGAGAGCCUAUCCAUGGCACCCUACAGCUUCGUUCAGCCUCACCUCAACAGCCAGGCCACCACACCCUGGGGGUCAACGAUGUCCCUAUUUUCUUCAAGCCUACCGAUGAACAAUGCCGUAGGUGGUGUCGAAGGAUUCGGCACGAUGUUCCCUAAGAAUCUGUACCGUCUGCUGGCCGUGGUGGUGCACACGGGCGAGGCCAAUAGCGGACACUUUGUCACCUAUCGGCGUGGCUCGCUUAGGAAUGCCCAUCGAUGGUUCUACACAUCGGACACGAUUGUGCGCGAGGUGACCAUCGACGAGGUGCUCAGUGUGCCGGCGUACCUUCUGUUCUAUGAUCGAGGACAGCAGCGCCCAAUGCGCUAGUCAACCCAUGGUACGGCGGUCAUAGGGAUCGGAAUCGGAAUCGGGAUAUAUAUGUACAUAUAUUCGUAUGUACUUGGCCUAGUCAAUCACUCAGCCAAACACACAAGCUUGAUGUGAUGGAAAACCAAAUCCAAAUGAUAAAAACACCCAAAAACCAUAACAGUGUACAUACAUAUUCGCGGUUAUAGUAUUCGCGAGUAUAGUAUGUAUGUAUAUACCCAAACUGUAUACUCAUUAAGGAAUAGUAUCAACAUGGUCUCUGUAUCUCUGGCUCAUCCUGGAACUACUCCACACUUCGAUUGGUAUCGAUGCAUUUAACAAUAACAAUUCGUAAUGUGCUUUUAGCUGUCUAUGUUUAGCAAUAGAAAACACCACACAAACACACCACAUACACACACACACACACACACACACACACACACAUAAGUCAACCAAUAAUUGUUGGAGUUAUUUCCAUAGGAUAAAUGUUCAAUAAAAAUUUGAAAAAAUAUCGCGA
Molecule: messenger RNA, 2495 nt
Organism: Drosophila persimilis
Lineage: Eukaryota; Metazoa; Arthropoda; Insecta; Diptera; Drosophilidae
Gene: Usp30
Product: ubiquitin carboxyl-terminal hydrolase 30 homolog
Exons: 4
Coding region: 293-1999 (568 amino acids)
Biological process (GO): protein deubiquitination
Cellular component (GO): cytosol; nucleus
Molecular function (GO): cysteine-type deubiquitinase activity; cysteine-type endopeptidase activity
Source: RefSeq, a predicted model, not a curated record